AUGAGGUCUGAAACAGGUGCCUACGAUGGUGUCAAGAUCUCUAGUCGAGUGUACAACUCAGCUUUGAUCAACGGACGUGGUCGAUUCCGGAACAACAGGGCGCCGCUCAGCACCUUCACGGUCCCUACCGGAGGGUCUGUCAACUUCCGGAUCAUUCACGUCGGUCCGGAUUAUCCGUUCCGGUUUUCUGUGGAUCAACACGAGCUAACUGUGACAGCAAGCGAUGGGUACGACAUGGCACCUCGCAGCGUGCAGUCAGCCAUUCUAUACCCCGGAGAGAGCUACAAUAUACGGAUUAACGGAAGCGCAGAUCCGGAUUUGUACUGGAUCCGGGCUAAGACCCUGCGUGUCGGCCACUGCACAAAAUGCUACCCGUACAAUGAAGCCAACGUGGUCCCGGAUGACGCCAUAGAAGAGGUGCGGGCGGUUCUACGUUACCAAGGUGUAUUGGCAAACAGCGAUCCUAACACAUCUAAACGGAACUGCAGCGCAGAGUAUCCGUGUUAUGUCUUUAACUGUCCAUUUGCUGGCUACCCUGAACACUUGAACACUUUCUGUAUCAAUAUCAAUAAAGCAGAAGCUCCCGUGUCAUCAUUAGAGGGAGAAAAAUCAAAGGUUACUGACAAUGACGAUGAACAUUCCCUCAUCACGGAAGCCUCAGACGUAACGGGGAUCUUCUUAAACUUCAACUUCGCCAUCGGGUCUUCCGUCAACGGUCGCCGGUUCAUCGGUCCUACCGCCCCGCUUUACCAGGACAGCGCGGCGGUGAUCGUACCGUGUGCCAAGGAACAGUGUCUCCGGAGCGGCUGUCGGUGUACACACAUCAUAGACAUCCCUUACAACAAGACGAUCCAGCUGGUGAUGUAUAACACCUUCGCCCCGGCCAGUCAGACGCACCACUCAGUCCACAUCCACGGGCACGCCUUCCACGUCCUCGCCAUGGGUUACCCCAGCUACAACAAGACUACAGGUCGCUACGUCCAGCCUAACACUGAUGUGAAAUGCAAGAACGAGCUGUGCACGGACGCCACCUGGCGAGAUGAGCCGCUGCUGCUCAACCUGAUGAACCCGCCACUGAAAGACACCGUCCUGGUUCCUGCCAACGGAUACACUGUGGUCAGGUUCAGGUCUGACAACCCCGGGCACUGGUUCCUGCACUGCCACAACGAUCAGCACAUGAACGAGGGGAUGGCGCUGGUGCUGCAGGAGGCGGCAGACCGGCACCCGUCCCCGCCCAGGGGCUUCCCGCGCUGCGGUGACUUCACUUGGAGCUCGGAGGAAUACCAGCGUGCUCUUGAAGAUAACGGCUCACUAGAUAUCCAGACAACAGCGCUUGACACAAAGGUCCUGAUCCUGUCUACUGUGGUAGGAGUUCUCGCCAUCGUCAUCAUUCUGGCAGUGGCAGGAUACUGUAUCCUCAAGAUGAAGAAGAAGGACGCAUCUUCACUGACAGUCGUGGCGGAGUCGGUUCCGUUAAAGUAACACGCCCUUGAUGCAAAAGAGGAAUUAUUCUUCCAUAAAAGUUCCUGUGAGUUAGUAACUUACCGUGGAGCAAUUAAACUAUUCUCCAAUUUAAACAAAAGAAAGGACGUUGACUUACUUUAUGGACGUGUGACGUCAGCAAUGGGUCAAAGGUUGUUGGAAGUCUAUGUCGCCCCCCGUCCCGUGCAUAAAGUCACGUGGGCGGAGCGAUUGGGUUAGAUAGCUGAAAAAGACUGAAUGAUCAUUUUCAGUCCAAGUGUUUUGCAGGAGAAAAGUUUCAUUGCUACACAAAGAGUAAUAUUUCACUUUUAAUUCC
Molecule: messenger RNA, 1798 nt
Organism: Branchiostoma belcheri (Belcher's lancelet)
Lineage: Eukaryota; Metazoa; Chordata; Leptocardii; Amphioxiformes; Branchiostomatidae
Product: laccase-1-like
Exons: 6
Coding region: 1-1482 (493 amino acids)
Biological process (GO): iron ion transport
Cellular component (GO): plasma membrane
Molecular function (GO): oxidoreductase activity; copper ion binding
Source: RefSeq, a predicted model, not a curated record